UAUAAAUAUAUAAUUUUUUAGAACUCAAUUAUUAAUAAAACAUAUAAAUGGAUAGAAUGGAUGAAAUUUGUGAAAUGGAUGUUUUUCCCUGGAUUGAACCGUUGUUAUCACGAUUGACCGAAGCUGACUUGAAUCUUUGUGCUGGCAAAGCCUCUCUCAAGGAUUUCACUAGCAGUACAUCACAAAAUUCUUCUGAAACUGGCAGUGAAGAAUGUGAUAUAUUUACGAUUUGCAUACCAUUUGCAGGAGCAACAUUACAAUGGAGAGUUUUGUUUGAUGGACUUGAUUGUGAAGAAUUGCCAGAUUUUCUAAUAUCUGAUCAAGAUGGAUUUGAUCCUGAUUAUGAAGACAUUCCGCAUUUAAAAAAUUGGAAUUCGAAGGAAUCUGAUUCGCUGUUGAAUGUUUUAAAAGACCUUUUAAAACUUUAUAAGAAACAUCAUUUGAAACUAUUGUCGGAAGCUGAUCCCAAAUUGUCAAAGAAUGUGGAGGAAGUACUAGCUUCAAAUGAAUAUCCAUUUCUAGAUGCCUGUGUGGUAAAGGAAGAAGAUCGAUAUGGUUCACCUCGAUACACAUUCAGUGUGUUAGUUCAGAUCCAAUUGGAUUCAAGUCAAAUUCCUGACAUCUGUUUCAAGGAUUCACCUCCCAUUGAUCCUGGUUUUCUCCAACCAGUAUUGUUCAUUCGAUCAACUGCAAACAGUGGAAAAAUUGUUCCCCAACUAUACAUGCCUCCUAGAAUGGAACAUGUAUUGGGAGGUCGAAAUGCCAUGAAGUUGCCGCACUACAGUCGACAAAACACUAUUUUACUUGAAUACAUUCAAUCAGUUCAUAAAAAUCUUCAAGAAUUAGUGGCUUUGUUGAAAAAUGGACAUUCAAAAAGAAGAGAAUAUGUGGCAUCAUUGCUCUGUCAGUUUUCGAGCAAUAUUCUUGAGUAUGAUGCAGAAGAUUUUCGAAAGAUUAGCCUGAUGUUCAGUCAUGAAGAUUUCUACUUCAUUGUUCAUGUCACUCUCAGCAGAUUGUUUCCACAAGAGCAGCCGAAACUCAUAUUUCAAUCUGCUUACCACGUUACAAAACGAGGAGAGUUGUAUCAAGUUACUCAUUCAAACUAUCCUUAUAGUCCUAGAUGGACAGGCUCUGAAAUGGUUAAAAGAGCAAGGGCAUAUAUUCUGGAACGAAUUGAAGCUUUCAAAACUGGCUGCAUGAAGAAUGGAAUUAUAUAGAUGCGAAGUUGCUCAUGUAGUGCAUCUUGCCAUAUUUGUCUUACUUCAAAGCAUGUGCAGAAAGAUUGAAUUUGUCAAUAAAUGCAACUGUUUAUGUUUUGAUAUUGGGAAUUAAACUACCAAUCUUCUCAAAUCACCCAUCCAUCAUUCUACAUCACGGUCACAUCAAGAAUUAUAAAUCUUGUCUUCGCUAGAUCAACCUGCCCUAGUACAUGAUUGACUAUCUCUUUCAAUUUUUUUUUUCAAAAUCUUUUAGUUUUUUUUUUUACUGUAUUAUUAUGCAAGUUUUUGUUUCAAAAUGCAAUAAAAAUAUGAAAUUAUUAA
Messenger RNA from Styela clava, 1541 nucleotides. RefSeq names its product BRISC and BRCA1-A complex member 2-like. Gene Ontology annotation, cellular component: BRCA1-A complex; BRISC complex. The record is from RefSeq and is a predicted model, not a curated record. Lineage: Eukaryota; Metazoa; Chordata; Ascidiacea; Stolidobranchia; Styelidae. Gene Ontology annotation, biological process: double-strand break repair.